Malaclemys terrapin pileata is the source of this 9516-nucleotide messenger RNA. It is a transcript of the gene TXNDC16, whose product is annotated as thioredoxin domain containing 16. The coding region runs from base 517 to 3015 and encodes 832 amino acids. The record is from RefSeq and is a predicted model, not a curated record. The transcript has 23 exons. Lineage: Eukaryota; Metazoa; Chordata; Testudines; Emydidae.
GAGCGCUGCCCACAGCAGGCAGAGGAAGAGGCCGAGCGGGCGGUAGCUCAGCCGCUUCUCCCCGUAGCAGAGGAGCAGCCAGAGCUGCAGCGCUAACUGUGGAGCAACACCCGUGUCCUCCUGCUAUCAAGGGUGAGCCCUGUUACCUGCCCGCCGGAGGCAUCCAGUGCCACCACUCUUCAUAAGAAAGGCCUAGGAACACACAGGAGAGGAGGUAACGCGGGGCUGAUGUGAUCCCAUCCCACCAGUGCCAGAGGAGGGACGGAUGGAGAACUUCACGCCACUGUCCUCGGGGCCAAAAAUGGUGUCCGAAACACACGGUAGCGCCUGCCAGGCCUCCUUUCAGAAUACUUCAUUACAAAGCAGCAGGAAUUGACCCACAGGAACCACACCUUGUUAGGAACGCUAUACAGCAAACAGUGACAUCUAGUGGCUGAGUCAUCUAUUGCAAACCAACAUUACACAGAAGAAUCAAAUACAGAUGUGGCUUCUGCAGUGACUUUAACUGAUGAAAUCAUGCUCCCCCAAAUGAAUGGAUGGGUUUCUUGCUUCUCUUUCUUCCUGUUAUGUACUUAUUACAUGGCUGCGGCAAGAAAUGCAAAUACACUGCUAGAGCUGAGCCCCCAGGAGUAUUUCAGUAGCUUGCAGCCGGGAAGAGCAUCCCUGGUUUAUUUUAGUCGAGAUGUUUCUCCAGGUGUCCGUCUGUUUCUGGAACAGCUAGAGAACUCGGUCGGAGCUCUUCAGGAUUAUGGGAUUUCAGUGGUGAAGGUUAAUUGUCUCGAAGAUGUAUCAAGAUAUUGUGGGAAAGAAAAUGCCUUAAUGAAAGCGUACCUGUUCAGAGGUAACGUAUUGCUCAGAGAAUUCCCCACAGAUGCCCUGUUCGACGUGAAUGCCAUUGUAGCCAAUACCCUGUUCGCCCUUCUCUUUAACGAAGUUAAAUAUAUUACAACACUGGUGGAGCUUCAGAAUCUAGAGAAUUCUCUGAAGGGAAGAUCAAAUGUUGUCUUUGCCUAUGUGCCAGCGAUUGGAACGCCAGAGCACAGAGCAGUAAUGGAAGCUGCUUUUGUAUAUGGUACUGCCCACCAGUUUGUUUUAACCACAGAAGCGGCGCUGGCGAAGGACAUUGGCCAUGAAGAUUCUGAUGCAUUGUCUGCUCGACUCUUCUUCUGCCAUUGUCAGCGGGUCCCGGAUCUGACCCAGCCGUGUAGGAGGACUCCCAUGGUGCAAUCACUGGCCACGCUGAACAUCCACACGUAUCUCAAACUGAUGGCAGCACCCAUUGUGACUGAAGUUGCUGAAGAUCCCGAAAAGGUUUCAACUGUUCACCUACAGCUCGGUCUGCCGCUGGUGUUUAUUCUCAGUCAGAAGGAGACCUAUGAAGUUGAUAAGAGAACUGCUGAGUUUGUUGCGUGGCAGCUGCUGGGGAAAGCAGGAGUUGCCCUCUUGUCAAGGGACUCCGUACAUCUGAACGUUUUUCUCCAAUCUAACAUAGCCCUCAAGACAGCAGAAGAGGGUGCGCCGAUCAAAUACCUGGUUUUGGAAGACACUGAUGAAAUAAUAGCCCUUGUGGAAGAUGAGAUAAAGGGCGAACAGAUCCAGGAAGAUGAGGAUGAAAGUGACAAUUAUGACCAGGACGUUCAAGAUGACCAGGUGAUGGAAGCGGUUUACAGAGACAGGAAGCGAGAACUCCCUUUGGAACUCAUCCCUACCCUGACAGAAGAAACUUUUAAUGCUGCUCUGAUGGAGACCGCCCACAUGGUGGUGCUAUUCUAUGCCAGUUGGGAAGCGGUGUCUCUGGCGAUGUUGCAAUCGUAUGUAGAGGUGGCCAUUGCGUUAAAAGGAACCCAAGGAAUUUCGCUUGCCAAAGUAAACUGCUGGGACUGGCCUGAUGUCUGCAUGAAGCAGAACGUCACUCAAUUUCCCAUUACCAAGAUGUAUGAGAAGGGAGCAGGGUCGCUGACUUACACUGGCAUGCUCGGAACAGCAGAACUGCUCAGAUUCCUCAGGCUAAGCAGCAUUUCCUGCCCUGUGAAGCUGACCACCAUUGAAGAAGUGGAUGAAUAUUUAAGUGGGGAAGUCCAUGCCGACUCGUCUUCUUACCACAGCACAUCAGUUCUGGGAAUAUUUCACCCUCGCAUGAAAGCAGCAAGGGAAGCUUUCGUCGAAGCAGGAAACAUGCUCAGGGGAUAUGUAACAACAGGACUGUAUGCUGAAGAUGAUGCGUUGGUUCUGGCCCGUAAAUAUGCCGUGCCUCUUCCAGCGCUGCUCCUAGUGAGGCGUGAAGAUCACAGAAUAGAUAGCGUCCCGCUAUCAAAACAGAGUGUCCCGGACAUAGUUCAGACCAUCAGGUCCCAAUUACUGGAAACAUUUCCAGAAAUCACAGUGGAAAAUCUCCCCGACUACUUGAGCCUGGAAAAACCCUUACUCAUUUUGUUCAACGAUGGAGGCCUAAAUCGAAGAGUGAGACUGGAAAUGUUGAGUUUGGCGAAUGGAAAGGGCCACGAGGCGUUUCUCGCUUGCUGGAUGAACCUGAAAAACACUCCUGUAGGCCGAGGAGUCCUGAAGGCAUAUUUCAGCACUCCACCUCCUCUGCCUCUUCUUGCCUGGGUGAACCUUCAUUCCGGCGGUCAAGUAUUUGCAUUUCCUUCAGACCAAUCUGUCACCGAAACGAACGUCUUGUCUUGGCUCGAGAAAUUAAAAGCCGGGCUCGAGAUUCCCAGCACUACUUUGUCUGAUGAAGCCUGGAAGCCUCCUCUUCCUGCUUACAAUUUCUUACGCAUGAUGGAGGCCACCCUACCUGAAUUCACAGUGCACACAGUUUAUAGUCGUGGUGGUACCGAGGACCUGCAGCAGGCAGAAGAGGUCUCUGAAGAGAAGUCGACGGUCCGAGAGGAGCAGGUGGAAGAACCGGGGCUGGAAGCAGAGAAAGGCCAGUCGCCAGGGAGAGACUUGCGUGGCACGGUCCCAAGGCUCGUAGGAAGAGAGAAGCCGCCCAAGCGACACACGGAGCUGUGAUGGCCAAUGAUCAGCCUACGGGUGCUAACGAAGGCCGUUAGAAGGGUGGCCAGGAUGUUUCACCCAUGCCGAUCCGAUCUUUAAAAUGGUCAUAGCGAUUCUUUAAAACCAAAAGGGAUGUGGUUGUGUGAAACUGGUCAUGAAGUGAAGGCCGCAGCAGGAUUACGGUUUAAAGCCCGAUUUCCAAGCCGAUCAAGCGCAGGUCAUUUUGUCUAGCGCUAUGAUCUGUGUUACCGCAGCCAGGCUCUGAGAAUGUUCCUGGCUGCUGCGGGAGCAUCCAUCAGGUCACCACUUAAAUCUCACCUAUUGUAUUGCGUUUCAUGGUAAAUCAGGAAGGGAAAUAGCCUAGCGUUCUGCAUUUUGCAAGCUGAUCAGGAUGUGUGAACAAGCUAAUUCCCAUUGCUGAGGGCUCUGUCCACACACCGAACUAUCCCAGUCUAGUUAAAGCCAUAGUGUAUGUGCAGUUAUACUGGUAUAAAUGUGAUUACGCCAGCAUAAGGCACCUUUACACCAGUAUAACUGUGUCCACACUAGGGGUAUGUCUACACUACCCGCCGGAUCAGCGGGAAGUGAUCGAUCCACCAAAGUCGAUUUAUCGGGUCUAGUCUAGACGUGAUAAAUCGACCCCCGAGCGCUCUCCUGUCGACUUCUGUACUUCAGCACCAUGAGAGGUGCAGGUGGAGUCGACGGGGGAGCGGCAGCAGUCGACUCACUGUGGUGAAGACACCACGGUAAGUCGAUCUAAGUACGUCAACUUCAGCUAUGUUAUUCACGUAGCUGAAGUCGCAUAACUUAGAUUGAUCCCUCUCUUCCCCCCCCCAGUGUAGAUCAGGCCUAGGAGCUGUACGGAUAUAACUAUGUCGGUAGAAAAAUCGCCCCCCUCCCGGAAAUAGUGACAUCGGUACAAAAGCUGCGUGUGGCGCUGGCCUGAGAAAAGGAGAGCCGAGUGGGGAAGACAAACACACUGGACUUCCCAGGUCUUGACUUUCCCCUGACAUGUUUGUGUGUGACUGCUAGCUCUGCUCAGCUGAAUCCAUCACCCUGCUGUUUCUGAGCAGGGAUGGGGCCGGACGUAAAAACUGGCUGGCUCCCUGCUGGCUGAUUGCCAGCAGCCGUCCCCAGUUCCUCCCGUGAUGACUAGUCAGGGGGCUGCGACCUGAGCAGACUAGGGCGGGAGAGUGCGGAAGGACAGCCAUUCAGAGCUGUGCAAAAGGCAUCAGGGUUUAAAGGGAAGAGUCUGCAGUGACCCAGGCUGGAGAGCAAAGGUUGCUACUGAUGCCGGGAGAUCUGUUUCACAUCCUCUCCCAGACUGGGAGACUUACUGCCCAGGAAAAAGGCAGCAUCCCUUUGGCGCUUGCUUCCCUUUUACAAUCAGCGGUGGUGGUGAUCUGUGUUCCCUCUAAGGGGCACGGCUGCGCGGGAGGCUGCACACUUAAUUAGCAGAGCCGCGCAGGCGUGCACACUGCACUCAGGGACCUGGCCACAGGUGGGCUUGGAAGAUGGCAGUGUGGUGAGGUGGGGACUGGUGAUGGGAGAGCUUGGGGUGUGCAGGACUGCGGCAAUUCCCCGACCCCCAGGGCUGCAGCGAGGAGAGAGGCACCUCUCCUUCCCAGCUCUGGGGCUGCGGCUGUGGGGUGAGGCGCCUCUCCCUCCCAGCUCCGGGGCUGCGGCUGUGGGGCGAGGCGCCUCUUCCUCCCAGCUCCGGGGCUGCGGCUGUGGGGCGAGGCGCCUCUCCCUCCCAGCUCCGGGGCUGCGGCUGUGGGACGAGACGUCUGUCCCUCCCAGCUCCGGGGCUGCGGCUGUGGGGCGAGACGUCUCUUCCUCCCAGCUCCGGGGCUGCGGCUGUGGGGUGAGACGUCUGUCCCUCCCAGCUCCGGGGCUGCGGCUGUGGGGCGAGACGUCUCUCCCUCCCAGCUCCGGGGCUGCGGCUGUGGGGCGAGACGUCUCUCCCUCCCAGCUCCGGGGCUGCGGCUGUGGGGCGAGACGUCUCUCCCUCCCAGCUCCGGGGCUGCGGCUGUGGGGCGAGACGUCUCUUCCUCCCAGCUCCAGGGCUGUGGCUGUGGGGCGAGACGUCUCUCCCUCCCAGCUCCGGGGCUGUGGCUGUGGGGCGAGACGUCUCUUCCUCCCAGCUCUGGGGUUGCGGCUGUGGGGCGAGACGUCUCUUCCUCCCAGCUCUGGGGCUGCGGCUGUGGGGCGAGACGUCUCUCCCUCCCAGCUCUGGGGCUGCGGCAAUGGGGCGAGGUGCUUCUCCCUUCCAGUCCCAGGGCUGUGGCGAUGGGAUGAGACGUCUCUCCCUCACCACUCUGGGGCUGUGGCGAUGGGGCGAGGCGCCUCUUCCCCCCAGCUCUGGGGCUGUGGUGAGGGGGAGAAAAACUCUCCCCCAGCCCAAGUGCUGCUGUGGGGAGAGAGGGCUGGGGGGAGUCCUCUCUCCACGCUGCAGCCCAGGGGCAGCCUGCACCCCAAACCCCACAUCCAUGGCCCCACCCCAGAGCCUGCACCUCCAGCUGGAGCCCUCCCCCCGUGCCCCAACCCUCUGCCCCAGCCCUGAGCUCCCUCCCAAACUCCAAACCCCUCAGCCCCACCCCUACCGCACAUCACCUCCAUAUUGGUGCACAUAACAAAAUUAAUUCUGCACAUGGGUGGGAAAAAUUAGCAGGAACAUUGAUGGUAACAUAUUCAUUGGUGGGGCCUAAUCCACAGGGGCUACUCGUGAGCACGGGCUGCAGGAUCAGGCACCUGGUAGGUUUGGGAAGAAGUUUAAGGCCUGGUCAAGACCCGUUGAAGGCCGUGGGAAUGUUUGUGCACUGGAUCAGCUGGCAUCAGCUUAUUUCAACAAACUGCCCUUGGAACAAGCCCUUGACACCACUGGGCUCAAUUUCCCAGUCUCCUUUAUAGCGUUAACAAAAAAACAAAAAAUGCUAAUCAGUUGCUCAGAGCAUUGUAAACGCUGGGUUUUCCCAGACUUGCGUGCUGCCUAGGUGCCCAAGUGAUGGGAGUUAUUUGAAAUGCCUGGGUAGAGAGAAAUAGACCUAGAGCCGUUUGGUUUUCUCAAGGGCCCUGACUGGAACGGACCAUUUCUUGACCUAGUUUUGAAGGCAGGCUUCAAAGCAGAAGUUUCUUUUUUUCCCCCCAAGGUUGUAUUAUAAAUCUAACAUUGGCCUGUCAAUUAAUUGCAGUUAAUUCAUGAGAUUAACUCAAAAAAACCAAUCGCGAUUAAUCGCAGUUUUAAUCGCACUGUUAAGCAACAGAAUACCAAUUGAAAUGUAUUGAAUAUUUUUGGAUGUUUUUCUACAUUUUCAAAUAUAUUGAUUUCUGUUACAACACAGAAUACAAAGUGCACAGUGCUCACUUUAUAUUAUUAUUUUUAUUACAAAAAUUUGCACCAUAAAAAUGACAAACAAAAGAAAUAGUAUUUUUCAAUGUAUCUUUUCAAUACCAUAAUGCAAUCUCUUUAUCAGGAAUGUGCAACUUACAAAUGUAGACUUUUUUUUUGUUACGUAACUGCACUCAAAAACAAAACUAUGUAAAACUUCAGAGCCUAAAAGUCCACUCAGUCCUACUUCUUGUCCAGCCAAUCACUGAGACAAACAAGUUUGUUUACAUUUACGGGAGAUAAUGCUGCCCACUUCUUAUUUACAUUGUCACCAGAAAGUGAGACCAGGCAUUCGCAUGGGACUUUUGUAGCCACCAUUGCAAGGUAUUUAUGUGCCAGAUAUAAAAUUUUUAUUAAAGCUAAUGUUAAAAUUAUAUAAUACACAUUGAGUUGAGAACAGUGUGUCUGUACAUCCGGGUAUAGUGCUUAGAUAAUCCACAGGUGCAAAGUUUGUUUAAAAACUCAUAAGAUACAUAUAAUACAUAAUCUGCAAUAACCCAAAUUCAGAUGAAUACAUUUACAUUAAGUUAUACAGAGAGUUGGUUGGUUGCUGGUCAUGAGCCCAUGUGGCGUUCUCUGCUAGCAGCAGGGAGAGCUUGCUGGCAUUUGCCACUAUACACAGAGUUACACUCCAAUAAUUGUCACUGUUGAAAUCUAAGUGAGUUUUACUGUUGACGGUAGUGGGAGCAGGAGUGGACCCUUCACCGCCCCCCAAACAAGGCCCUAUAUGCUGCUCAAGACCCCCAGGCUUAUGGAGGCUUUAAAUUAUGCCCAGUUUAGGCUCUUUGCUGUCAUGAACUUCACUCUUGGUUCAUAGGCACAACCAGUAAGGGAAAUUCCAUCCACUGUUCACAGCUCUUGGAGAGAAAAAACAACAAAGGAUUAUUAAGGUGCCUAUGCCAGAAAUCUUUAAACGGAGCCAAAGGGAAUGAAGGCUAUUAAUAUCCCUUCUUUGUCUAAUGCACAUUUAAUAGCAAUGCAGCCUUUGUGUGGCAGCAGGUAAAAGUUUUCAUGACAGCAAAUGACCCAGUACAGGUAUGUUGCUGUCUUUUAUCUACACCAAAUUGAAUCUAAAUACUAAGAUCUUAGGCUGGCAUUAUUCAUUUUGGGCCAGAUCCAGGAAAUGUCCCUGUGCUAAAUGUUAAAUCGAGAUUGGGUGUCUUGUUCUGAAGUUAUUGGCUUGGUUCAGGAAUCCCUGAACCAAGCCUGUGUUAUGCAGGGGAUCCGUCUGAAUGAUCACAGUUGCUCUAAAAUCUAGGACUGACUGCUCGGGUGAGUAGCCGUGCAGUGGGACUACUCACCCGAGUAAAGCUAACCAUGUGCAGAAGGGUUUGCAGGAUCAGCGCCCUGAGUAGUCCCAUUGAAGUCAGUGGCAGUUUUGCCUGAGUGAGGAGCACAGUAUCACAUCCUAAAACAGGUUAGAUGAUGCAAUUUAGUUUGGGAUUUUUACCUGAGAAGCUUUACUGAAUUUUCCGACACCAGCAGAAAACUUAAGACCAGACGGAUCCGUGCAUACAGGAGAGAACUCAUCAGACGUCUGAUGUAUACGGCUGCAGAGUUGGGUUAUCGUCAGGCUGCUCACAGUUCUCUUCAUCGGCUGACAGAAGGACUCUGGGUUACAUUCAUGUAUUUGCUUUGGGUCUGAAGCAAUCCCGGGGAAGGAUAACAGAUGGACACAGCAGCAAGAGAAAAAAAUCAUCGACAAACCCAAUCCAUUCAGGUGGAUUUGAGUGAAAAAAAAAAUACUGUGUUUGCAGGAAAAGGAAGAGGUCUUGAAUCCUUAGGGUACGUCUACACGGCAGUGUAACCCCAGAGUCCAGACUCAGGGUCAAGGCUAACUCCCCUUCUGUCUAAACACAAAUCACACUCGUCCAAGGCUCGGACCCGGCGUCCCAGGACCCCCCAGGGAUGCAGGGUCUGAGCCUGAGUCAAGCUGGGACCAGGGUUCUAGCCGUAUUGUUUCGCAGCAUAGACAUAGUCCCACUGGUGGUGCUCUGGGAGUCUGCCAAAAGUGUCCCACACGCCAAUUUUCUUUGUUCUCUGGACAGUCAAAUCUGGUGGACAGUCAAGUUUUCCCAUGCUGCACCACGAACAAAGCGCUAGAACCAUAGGCGCCAACUUUCCCCGGCGCCGGUGGGGGCUCAUGCCCCCCUGCCCUGCCCCCAUUCCAACCCCUUCCCCAAAGUCCCCGCCCCAACUCCACCCCCUCCCUGCCCCUAUUGGACCCCUUCCCCAGAUCCCGGCCCCGCCUCUUCCCCGAGCACGCCGCAUUCCCCCUCCUCCUCCCUCCCUCCCAGCACUUGCCGUGUGAAUCAGCUGUUUCGCAGUGCAAGCGCUGGGAGCCGGGGGAAAAAGUGGGGACACGGUGCGCCCAGGGGAAGAGGCAGAGCGGAGGCGGAGGUGAGCUGGGGCAGGGAGCUGCCGGCGGGUGCUCAGCACCCACCAAUUUUUCCCUGUGGGUGCUCCAGCCCCGGAGCACCCACGGAGUCGGUGCCUAUGGCUAGCACGGCCCCUCAUUUGGGGAGGAUGCUAGGAAUUCUGGGAUACGGGUGGUUGGACUUGGGCACACAUAAUGCAGUGUAGAUGCAGGAGCCCUAAGUUGGGACCCAGGGUUCAACAAUUCCUAACGGGGGUUACAAAUGAGUGGAGGUGCUCAAGUUUUUAACAAACCCAGCGUUGGCUCACUCAAGUUCUGCUAUUCCCGGGCUUACAUUGCAAUGGGAUAGCAUUAAGAUACAGAAUGAAUCCAUGUCGUGCUUCAAAACAGAAGUCCUUUUCAGGGCACUGUACGUGUCAAGGGAAUGGAAUGAGGCUGUGUGUAUUGGCUUUGUGUGACUGUGUGUAUUGACGCAUUUAAGUUAAAUGAAGCACAGCUAUAGUGAGCAUCAAUUCUAUCCGUUUCCUUCUCAGACGUUGAAUAUUAAAGUGUAAUUUCAUCUGUUUAAGCUGCAGAUCUGUAUUUUCCAGGAUGUUGUGUUGGAGAAUUGCAUGUGUAGGGCAUUGUGACUUGAUGUUACGUGCGCCUGAGACACGUGAUAUUGAUUUUUCAGGUCUUUUCCUGAACACUUUUUUCUUUUUUGACGGUGUGCAGUUUACUGGUACAUAAUAAAGCUGGUAACUUUCAUCCA